CUAGACUACGUUCAUGACAUGCUAUUCUGAUUUAGUAAUUAACCGGCGUCCGUAUUGCUGAUAUUUCUGAAAUUGUAAAUUCGAGCUGUUCCUGCGUCAAUGCCGCAAAGAGCGUUUUGCAUAAAAUGAGUGUUUUCAGGCGAUUCCUAGGUGGGAAGCGACGGCGGCCAUCUUAGUUGGACGACCCGCGACUGGAAGUGUCCGAUCUAUGCUUUUUACCUCUCGGGGGUCAAGUCUUGUCAGUCAAACUACAUUCAAAGAACGGUUAGAGACUGGAUUUUAGCUGGUAUUUCAUAAUAUCCCACGAUGGAUUCCGACAUUUUAAACAUAGAAGAUAUUGUGAUGGGACGGGCACUUCCAAAUAAACCUCCAGAAAAUCCCCCUGAAAAGAAAGUGCAACCGUACAAGCCCAUCUCUGUAAAUGGACCCCCUGCACCUACUGCUCAACCCUACCAGCAUGAGAAUCUGCAAUGUUUCCAGUGCUUCAUCACAUUCUGCAGUGCCAAAGCCAAAGAGAGACACAUGAAGAAGAGCCACCGCGAAGAGUACAAACAACAACUUCAGCAGGGAAACACGUUGUUCACGUGUUAUGUGUGUGACCGCACGUUUCCGUCAUCUGAGGAACUGACACAGCACCAACCAAUACACAGCAAGGAUGAUAAGCCCUUCAAAUGUGCCCACUGCAAGGAGAGCUUCAAAAUAUUUUCUGAACUCACGACACAUAGGCGGCAGGUGUGUCCAGAGAAGCAACUGCCGUGUAAAGAUUGCAACGAAACCUUCAGGAGUGCCGCGCUGCUGCGGACACAUCGCCUCUCCCAGCACCCCCGUCCCGACGUAGAGACCGUGGAGCAGCCAGACGACUCGGCCAAAAUCCACCGCUGCCAAAAGUGCGGUCAGGGUUUCGAAACAGAGUCAGAGCUGACCGAACAUCAGCAGAAGUAUCCUGAAGGCGAGCAGUGCAACGGCAGUACCACGCCGGUCAAGAAACGUGGACGGCCUGGCAAAAGAGAGGAGGAGGCGGGAGACGCAGACAAAAAGGGAAAGCGGAAAAAGAAAGACGAAGCGGAGGUUUCUGAGGAAGGAGCAGCAAGCAGCAGUUCAGAGCAAAAGGAAGAGGAGAAGGUAAAAGCAGGUGCAACAAAGCGGGGUCGUGCUUCAAAAGCGGCAUCACUGAAUGACACCGAAGACAAGAGCGUUGCUGGUGACGGCAAAGAGACGGCAAAGGAAGAGAAACCCAAAGCGGAGCCUGUGGUGCACCCGUGUCCCGAUUGCGAACUUUCCUUCUCCAGCCUUGUUCAGCUGCGUGCUCACAAGAAAGAAAAACACACCGUCCGCAAGGCCCACCCGUGUGCAGAGUGCGAGGAGAGCUUCGCCCGUCCCGAGCAGUUGGAUGCACACAUGUCACGGGUGCACGUCGUCGGCCGCUUCUCCUGCCCCACCUGCGGCAAGAGCUUUGGCCGCGAGCGCACCCUGAAGGCUCACCAGAAGAGCCACCCUGAGGAGGAGACAGAGAGCCCAAACGCUAAUAGAUAAUAGCGGUGACUGAAGUGUCCUCUUUUGUCUUUUAGCAUCUUGGUUCUCAAGAUGAUGUGUGAAGAAAGGUUUGGAUUUCAAGCUGUAAUCUAACAGACAUCUCAUAUUGACUAGCUAAAUGUUGUCAUUACUGUUAACUGAACAAGGAAUAGUUCAUUUAUAAAAACAUAGGAAGCAUUGAUUCACUUUUAAAGAGGCUUUUGUUUUUAAGUUUUAAAAUGUGUGGUGUGAAUGUCUUAUAUAGUCUUGAUUUAAAGAACUCAUUUUGUGACUAACUGCAAUUUGUCCAGUUAAACAAAAAGAUUGAAUGAAUACAUAUUUUUUAAGCUAUUAGAUUGCAAGUAAAAGAUGCCAUGUUUUACUUUUUGUCAUAACAAUGUACAGCCUCUGGUUCAUCUUAAGAAAUUUUACACUUAAUAUUUACUUCAUGAACCUUUUUAAACUGCCUAAAUGUCCUGCUUUAAAAAACUCCCCAAGGGCUCCACACACAUUCAAUGUGGAGUGGUUGGCAGGUGGAUAAAUUGAACCACUGUAAUCAUGAAUUUUAAUAUGAUUAUAUCUUUUUUUCUUUCCUCUGAUGAGAAUAACCAUGUCAUAGACUUUUCUGAAUUAAAUGUAUUGUUCUAUCAUGUU
This is a messenger RNA of Nerophis ophidion (straightnose pipefish), 2166 nucleotides long. RefSeq names its product putative zinc finger protein 66. The transcript has 5 exons. The coding region runs from base 307 to 1533 and encodes 408 amino acids. The record is from RefSeq and is a predicted model, not a curated record. Lineage: Eukaryota; Metazoa; Chordata; Actinopteri; Syngnathiformes; Syngnathidae.